Pyricularia pennisetigena is the source of this 1323-nucleotide messenger RNA. RefSeq lists its product as uncharacterized. The record is from RefSeq and is a predicted model, not a curated record. The coding region runs from base 1 to 1323 and encodes 440 amino acids. Gene Ontology annotation, cellular component: extracellular region. The transcript has a single exon. Lineage: Eukaryota; Fungi; Ascomycota; Sordariomycetes; Magnaporthales; Pyriculariaceae.
AUGCAUCUCAAAUAUCUCGUCACCCUUCUGGGGUUUCAACAGAUAGUUUCGGCCUUUCCGUUGCAGCUGGCCCAAGAUGGCGUGGCGGUCCCCCAGCAGCAGGCACAGGCUCAAGCGGCGGACAAGAAGAAGGGCAAGGACGGAAAGGACGGCAAGGAAAUGAUCACAAGCGCCCUGGAGCAGGUCAUGGGGGUCCUCAAGAGCCUCGACACGGCCAUCAACAACAUCAACCCCAACGAUCUCACCACGGCACAGCCGCUGCUCAACCUGGCGCAGUCGUCCAUGAACGUCUUCCAGGAGGCCAGCGCCAAGAUCCAGGCAGCUCCGAAGCUGGGCCUGAUUGACUCGCUGUCCAUCGCCCAGGCGGGCCAGGGGCUGGGGGACCAGGUCAAGCAGACGAUUGGCGACAUCGUCAAGAAGAAGCCCGUGUUCGACCAGCUCGGCGCCAGCUCCCUGAUCAGGGACCAGCUGGUGUCACAAAAGUCCCAGACCGGCGGCCUGCAGGACAUGCUUCUCUCCAAGCUGCCCGCCAUCGCCAGGCCCAUCGCCGAGAGGCAGAGCAAGGACAUCACCAAGGUGGUCGACGACGCCAUCCAGACCUACAGUCAGCCGCCGGCCAACUCGCCGGCCAACUCACCACCAAAGGCCGCACCGUCGCCCGCCAGAAGCCCGACUCCUCCUCCAGCAGCAGCUCCGUCUCCGACUCCCCCGUCCCCUGCGCCCAAGCAGCCGAGCCCUGCUCCAUCUCCACCCCCGGCUGCGCCUAAGCAGCCGGCUCCCGUUCCUUCACCCGCGCCUGCUCCUAAGCCGGCCCCAGCUCCUUCCCCAGCUCCUUCCCCGGCUCCCGCGCCUGCUCCUAAGCCGGCCCCAGCUCCUUCCCCAGCUCCUUCCCCGGCUCCCGCGCCUGCUCCUGCGCCUGCUCCUAAGCCGGCCCCAGCUCCUUCCCCAGCUCCUGCGCCAGCUCCUGCGCCUGCUCCUUCCCCAGCUCCUGCGCCAGCUCCUAAGCCGGCCCCAGCUCCUUCCCCAGCUCCUGCGCCAGCUCCUUCCCCGGCUCCCGCGCCUGCUCCUGCGCCUGCUCCUAAGCCGGCCCCAGCUCCUUCCCCAGCUCCUUCUCCACCUACGCCCGGUCAGCCUGCUCAGCCUGCUCAACCUGCUCAACCUGGCCAACCUGCUCAACCUGGUCAGCCUGCUCAACCUGGCCAACCUGCUCCCGCUCCUAUGCCAAAACCACCAAGUCCAAAUCCUCCUCCUAAUGUACCUAGUCCGGCUCCGGCCACCCCUUCUCCGCCCCCCAGUGUGCCCAAGCCUCCCAACGUGGACUAA